AUGUUCUUCCGUGCUGCAGAGAACUACACGGAUGCCCGCGAGAGCACCGGUGUGCUGCUGAACCGCAUGGCGCCAGAGAUUGUCCAGGCUGCAAAGCAGCGCCUGGAGGGUGCCAUCAAGACUCUGCGAGAUGCCUGGCGGGAGCAGCAGCUUGCGCGAGGAGAGCAGGUGAGAGCCUACUUGGUACCUGACUACUUGUACAAUGCAAGACAGAAGGGUGCCGUCACAAUUGCAGUGGCAGGCAACCAAAGUGUCGGAAAGUCUUCAUUCUUGAGAGUAUUUAUGGGCAAUGAGCAAGUGACCAAGCCCACCACAACGAGAGAACCCGUGGCAUACCUUUACUCAUCUCCGUCAGACAUUCCUUGUAUGCUUUGGGACUUGCCACCCUUGGGUGCCGCAGGCUACCCAGGCGAUCAGUACAUGGCUUUGCUGGGCCUUCGACACUUCGACCUGGUCGUCGUGAUGAUGGACAACACUUUCUCUGAAGCCGAGCUCCUUUUGCUUGAUGAGUUGAAGCACUGGAAGGUGCCGUACGUGCUUGUGAGAAACAAGAUGGAUGUUGAUAUCGAGCGGGAAUACAUGAAUGAACAGUCUGUAUGGGACGCCCGAGGAGUGAAGGAUGGCUUAGACGACAGCAUCAAGGCUGAGAUUCUGAUGGACACCAUGACGACCAUCAAAGACGACGUUUCCGACUUGUGCGGAGCUGAAAGAGUCUACUGUAUCUCCACCCAGGAGGCAUACCGUCAGUCGUUCCUCGGCCGAAUUGUUAAGCAUGUUAAGCCUUGGAGCCACAUCCAGCUUGCUUUUCCACCUUCGUUCUAUUGA
This is a messenger RNA of Durusdinium trenchii, 825 nucleotides long. The record is from the annotation of a GenBank genome assembly. NCBI's taxonomy places the organism in Eukaryota, Dinophyceae, Suessiales, Symbiodiniaceae.